Messenger RNA from Spathaspora passalidarum NRRL Y-27907, 1877 nucleotides. Its product is annotated as ubiquitin-specific protease. Gene Ontology annotation, molecular function: zinc ion binding; cysteine-type deubiquitinase activity. The record is from RefSeq and is a predicted model, not a curated record. Gene Ontology annotation, biological process: protein deubiquitination. Bases 157 to 1800 code for a protein of 547 amino acids. NCBI's taxonomy places the organism in Eukaryota, Fungi, Ascomycota, Pichiomycetes, Serinales, Debaryomycetaceae. The transcript has a single exon.
AACCAAGAAAUUUCUCUCUUGCCAGAUCUUACGGUUAUUGCAAAUCAGUCUAGAGCGGUCGAAGAUACUCACUACUACUCAACAACCGGCGUGCCCAGAUAAAAUUUUGGACUGAUUGCCCUUGAACCGUAUCAUUUUACUACCUUGAAAAUUCCCAUGUCCAAAAAAUUGGUGCCUGCAUCCUCUUCCAAUGGAGGGGAAAUGUAUGACGACGACGACAGUUUCGAAGAAGAACAACAUACAACUAACGUAAAUGGAAACGGCAAUGAGAACGGGUUCCAUAUACCCCCCACGGCCAGUCCCGUACCGGAUAAUUAUUCCAGUAUUGUUGCAUGUCCCCAUAUAAAGUCCGUUUUGGAAUCACGAGCUAAGGAAACUGUGUUUGUCACCUAUCGUCAAGCAGUCACGAUUUCACAACCAUUAAACCCAACACAAACUUUUAUCUCCAAUAAAGACGGCCAGGAAGUGUCUUUUGACAAGUUGUUGGCGAAGCAGGUUGCCAGCUUGAAAUGUACCGACUGUCACUUGAAUCAUUUCCAGAACUCCAUGAUCUGUUUGCAAUGUCCUCAUGUGGGGUGUUUUGGCAGUCAUAACCAUGCCAUGUUGCAUUACAAGUCUACCCAGCAUUUGUUUGCCAUAGAUUCGAGAUCAGGGUUGUUGUAUUGUUUCCUGUGUGGGAACUAUACCAAUCAUAGCGCCUUGGAAGAAAUCAGACUGGAGAUUAUGGGCAAUGGUGGUACUAAUAAUGUUGUUUACAACGAAGAGAAUUAUUCUGAUCCUAAUGAAGUUUCCAUUAAUGCAUUAAAGGGGUUUGUUAAUCUUGGUGCUACAUGUUUCAUGAGUUCCAUUUUGCAAACUUUGAUCCAUAACCCUAUUGUAAAAUAUCAGUUUUUCAACAAUGAUUUACAUUAUUUCAAUUGCGAACGGAAUCGACUUCAAUAUAUGAAUGGUGGUGUCAUUGAAGAAAAUAAUGCAUGUAUUACAUGUAGUGUUGAUUCUAUAUUCCAGUAUUUCUUUUCUAAUUCAAGUACUGAAGGGUUUGGAAUGACUAAUUUGUUGACUACAUCAUGGUAUAAAAAGAAAUCAUUGGCAGGAUUCCAAGAACAGGAUGCUCAUGAAUUCUGGCAAUUCUUAUUAAACGAGUUUCACUCGGAUCUUCAAAGAGUUAUGGGUCGUCCACUGUUACCAGCUUUGAAUGAUAAUAAUCAGUGUAAGUGUAUUACUCAUACUACCUUUUCAUUUGAGUUGCAAAGUUCCAUUAAGUGUGCCCUGUGCGAUCAGAUCACCGAAACUAUAGACCCCAUGAUUGAUUUAUCUUUGGAGAUCAAAAAUUCCCAAAAUAAGCAAAUUGACAUAUAUGAUUGUCUCGAUUUGUUCACCCUGGAAGAAAAGUUGGAUAUUUUGUACACAUGCAACUUCUGUGGUGACAAAACUAAACCAACCAAGAGAUUACGUCUUAAAUCCAUCCCUCCAGUAUUGUCCAUCCAAUUGAAACGGUUCGAGCAUAAGAAUGACUCCACUUCAAAAAUAGAAACUCCCGUGUCAAUUCCAUUGUUCCUUGACUUGACCAAAUAUUGUGAUGGCGAAAAUACUGAUUCCAUAGACGGAAAUAAAGUGUUUGAAUUGUUUGCCGUGGUUUGUCAUAUUGGGUCAGUCAAUACUGGUCAUUAUAUCGUGUAUAUCAAAGAUGGUAAUGGUCGUUGGUUCAUGUAUGAUGAUUCGGUGAUUUCUUUGGUAUCACAACAAGAUGUCACUAACAAAAAUGCAUAUUUAUUAUACUAUAUAACACAUAAAAUCUAGGUGAAUGUGUUUCGGUUAAAGGUUUCAUAGGGUAUAGUUUAGUUUAUACAAAAAAAUAUACAGGUAUUUCCUAUGCA